GGCUGGUGACUGAGAGAGGAGAGGCGGUAGAGAGCAGAGCAGAGCAGGAGAGAGCGGACAGGCAGACAGACAGACAGACACAGAGGAGUCCCAGGAGGUAGACUCAGACGUUUCCUAAGAUGGCGGAAAGCGCAGACAUGGAGCAGCUGAUGUCCUCCUUUAAGAAGUUUGCUAUCCACGGUGACACCAAGGCGACAGGCAAGGAAAUGAACGGCAAAAACUGGGCCAAGCUGUGCAAGGACUGCAAGAUCAUCGACGGCAAGAACGUCACCAGUACGGAUGUGGACAUCGUUUUUACCAAAGUCAAAGCGAAGACGUCUCGGGUCAUCACCUACGAGGAGUUCCAGAAGGCUCUGGAGGAACUAGCACCCAAGAGGUUCAAAGGUCAAAGCAAAGAGGAGGCCCUGAAUUCCAUCUACAAGCUCAUUGAGGGCAGGGAGCCGACCAAUGUAGGAGUCACGAAAGUGGCCAAGACGGCAGCCGUGGACAGACUGACAGACACUACCAAGUACACGGGCUCCCACAAGGAGCGCUUCGACGACACGGGGAAAGGGAGAGGGAAAGGCGGUCGUGAAGAACUGGUGGAAAAGACGGGCUACGUUGGAGCGUACAAGAACGCAGGCACGUACGAGGAGAAGACCAAAGCCAAGUAGCGGCCUAAGGAUAAUGCCAACCAAUAUUUUAUACCCUGCCCCCAUCUCUGAGCUUUCAGGAAGAGGAGCCCAGGUUGUUGAGCUCGGUUCUAUAGCACUUAGGACUGGACCAAACCCUGAACCCUAACCCAUGGUCGCCCUGUUAAACCCUAUAGGCAGAGGCAUGAUAAAAUGGUUUGAAGUUUGAACGUAGUCGAAAGUGUGUGUGUGUGUGUGUUUGAGUGUGUGUAUGGGAACAUGGCACAGGGGAAUGACAGCAUGCUUUUUGACUAUGUGUGGGUUUAAGAAUGUUUCAUAGGUUAAGCUAAUUUUCUUGUCCAUCAUAAUGUGGAAAUGUGUUUACAGACAAGAUGCUAUCAGCAUGGCCCUGAUCAUUGUGACACGUGACCUGACCCUGUAUGUCGUAACGGAAACAACAUAACUUGCCUACGCAUGAUACGUGAUAAAUUGCACUGUGACGUUCUUAAACAGGAGUUCUUCUGGACUAAAGAUUUCUUCCAAUAAGUAAAUGCCACCUCGGGAGGAAAGACUUUAACAUGGAAUUCAGGUUUACUCUUCAACCAGGAGCAAGUCUUGUAAGGAGUUGAUAGGUCUUUCCAGCCAAAUUUCUUUUUUUUUUUCUGCAAUCCUGUUUUAAUCUUUACUUUUACUUUUGUUUGUAUUUUCCGACAAGCUUUUAGUGAAACCAUUUUUAUUUCGGGUUUUAAAACGUUUGCUUUGAAACAACUGUAUAUUACUUGUAAUUCAUGUGUUCUUUGAUUAGGAUUGUUUUGUUUUUGUUGUGUAAAUACAGCAACUGGAAAAUUACUGCAAUGAAAAUUUGUUUGUUACAUUUGAAUGGAAAAAAUAAUAAAAAGUGGUUAUUUUA
Molecule: messenger RNA, 1521 nt
Organism: Hypomesus transpacificus
Lineage: Eukaryota; Metazoa; Chordata; Actinopteri; Osmeriformes; Osmeridae
Gene: tppp3
Product: tubulin polymerization-promoting protein family member 3
Exons: 4
Coding region: 120-653 (177 amino acids)
Biological process (GO): microtubule polymerization; positive regulation of protein polymerization; microtubule bundle formation
Cellular component (GO): microtubule
Molecular function (GO): tubulin binding
Source: RefSeq, a predicted model, not a curated record